Molecule: messenger RNA, 378 nt
Organism: Didymodactylos carnosus
Lineage: Eukaryota; Metazoa; Rotifera; Eurotatoria; Philodinida; Philodinidae
Source: the annotation of a GenBank genome assembly
AUGUUCAUCACAAUAUUUUGUAAACUUCAUUCGCAUACUAUUGAAGGUGGUAUCUUUACAUCACCUACAGAGGAAAACAUCGAACAAAUUCAAGCAAACAGUAACAAUAAACAUCGAGCAAGUAGCAUUGGUGUCGAUUUAACUCCUAGUAAUCAAAAUGAAAGAACUGAACGUUUAAAAAUGUUAGAAGGCGGCUUUCGCCAUCAUAACAGUAAACAUAAUCGUUUAAAUAUAUUUUCGUAUAUACGUCGAAUAUUUCAAAAACAUCACAAAAGAAAAACGUUUAAUCAAUCGAUCGAGUCACUAGAUAGUAACGAUAAUGAAUUAUCUGAUCAAACUGAUUCACGAUUAAAAAGACAUGUUUCUACUACAUUUUAA